AUGGUCCACCCACAAGAGCCCCCAGUUCUUGACUUCUCUGUCUUCUACGGUAGCGACAGUCAAGCGAAGACCAAGCUAUUACAAGAUAUCCGGGAGUGCUGCUUGAAAAAUGGCUUCUUCCAAAUCACCGGCCACCGCGUCUCCCGGGAGCUGCAGCGCCGUACAAUGAGCUGCGUCGAACGCUUCUUCGACCUCCCGCUCGAGGAGAAAUUGAAGAUUGACCGAAGCCGGAACCCCUUCAACCGCGGCUACGAGGUCAUGCAGUCCCACAUGUCCCAGCCGGGAAGCAGCCCUGACUUGAAAGAGGGCUUGUCCAUCGGUCAAGAUCUUCCUGUGCAUCAUCCAUAUUGUGUUGAAAAGAAGUUCAAUUGCGGCCCUAAUGUGUGGCCUGAAGCGCUCGAUGACUUGGAGGAGUUCAAGUGCACUACAAUGGAAUACUAUGACGCUGUAUUUCAGCUGGCAAAAGAUAUCAUCGCUGUACUUGCUCUCACGAUAAAUGGCGACGAGGGCUUGUUUGCCCCCUAUACAGAUGGGGCAGUCGCAACAUUGCGAUAUCUCCACUAUCCUCCCCAACCUCCGAAAACAUAUGACAAUGCGCGCGGCUGUGGUGCUCAUCGGGACUACAGUGGAAUUACCAUUCUGCUGCAAGACGAGGUGGGAGGCCUUCAGGUAUUAGACGAGCCCACAGGUCAAUGGAUAGAUAUCAAACCCACACCCGGGGCAUAUGUUAUUAACCUGGCCAACCUCUUCUCGCGAAUGACUAACGAAAUUUACAAGUCUGCCCUCCAUAGGGUCAUCAAUAAGACUGGGCUAGAGCGCUACUCAAUUCCCUUUUUCUUCACGGGAAAUCCUAAUUAUAUCUGCAAGUGUUUGUCCGAAUUUCAGCAAGAGGGCGAACCGGCAAAGUACCCUCCUGCCACAGUUUCGGAUAUAGUUGGUGCAGCGAUGAGGGGAACUGUAGAGAGGGCCAAGCUAUUCAAUGCGAAGAAAUAG
This is a messenger RNA of Aspergillus chevalieri, 993 nucleotides long. RefSeq names its product Fe(2+)/2-oxoglutarate-dependent oxygenase encD (gene encD). The transcript is spliced from 3 exons. The coding region runs from base 1 to 993 and encodes 330 amino acids. The record is from RefSeq and is a predicted model, not a curated record. Gene Ontology annotation, molecular function: dioxygenase activity. Lineage: Eukaryota; Fungi; Ascomycota; Eurotiomycetes; Eurotiales; Aspergillaceae.